Messenger RNA from Rhodamnia argentea, 2400 nucleotides. Its product is annotated as cyclic nucleotide-gated ion channel 2. Gene Ontology annotation, biological process: monoatomic ion transport; transmembrane transport. The coding region runs from base 110 to 2239 and encodes 709 amino acids. Gene Ontology annotation, molecular function: monoatomic ion channel activity. Gene Ontology annotation, cellular component: membrane. The record is from RefSeq and is a predicted model, not a curated record. Lineage: Eukaryota; Viridiplantae; Streptophyta; Magnoliopsida; Myrtales; Myrtaceae. The transcript has 8 exons.
UCAAAAAACCUCUCUCCCUCUCUCUGUCAUCUGCACCCCCACCGCCUGCUCGACCAGUUCGACCAUUUCCCUCUCUCUCGAUCUCUUCCAUGGUUCCUCUCCCUCCGCCAUGCCUUCUCGCCCCAUCUUCCUCUUCUCCCUCCCAAGGUGGAUUGGACGCCAGCUGGGGCUGCAGAAGCCGAGCAGCGACGGCGGCUCCGGCGACAGCGGGAGCGACGAGAACCCGGUCUCCCACUCCAUCGAGUGCUACGCUUGCACCCAGGUAGGCGUCCCCGGGUUCCACUCCACCAGCUGCGACCGGGCCCACCAGCAGCCCGAGUGGGAGGCCUCCGCGGGCUCCUCCCUCGUCCCCAUCCAUGCCAGGCCCGGGCAGCAGAAGGACGGGACCGGCCGCCGGGGGGCUCAGCACGGGCCGUUCGGGCGGGUGCUGGAUCCGAGGAGCAAGCGGGUGCAGCGGUGGAACCGGGGGUUCCUGCUGGCGCGGGGGAUGGCGCUGGCCGUGGACCCGCUCUUCUUCUACGCGCUGUCGAUCGGGCGGAGCGGGUCGCCCUGCCUGUACAUGGACGGCGGGCUGGCGGCGAUCGUGACGGUGCUGCGGACGUGCGUGGACGCGGUGCACCUGUUCCACCUGUGGCUCCAGUUCAGGCUGGCCUACGUGUCCAGGGAGUCGCUGGUGGUCGGGUGCGGGAAGCUCGUGUGGGACGCGCGCGCCAUCGCCUCCCACUACGUCGGCUCCCUUAAGGGCUUCUGGUUCGAUGUCUUCGUCAUCCUCCCAGUUCCCCAGGCUGUGUUCUGGCUAGUGGUGCCGAAACUGAUCCGGGAAGAGAAGAUUAAGCUGAUCAUGACCAUACUCCUCCUCAUCUUUCUGUUCCAGUUCCUUCCCAAGGUCUACCACAGCAUCUGCCUGAUGAGGAGGAUGCAGAAGGUCACGGGUUACAUCUUCGGCACCAUCUGGUGGGGCUUCGGCCUCAACCUCAUCGCCUACUUCAUCGCUUCUCAUGUAGCUGGUGGGUGCUGGUACGUCCUGGCGAUACAACGCGUGGCUUCGUGUCUCCGACAACAGUGUGAGAGAAACGUCCACUGUGAUUUCUCUGUGUCUUGCGCCGAGGAGGUCUGCUACCAACUUUUGUUACCUGCCGGCACCAUGGAAAGCCCGUGCGGCGGGAACAGGACAGCCAUGGCCGGAAAGCCAUUGUGUUUAGACGUGGAUGGGCCAUUUCACUACGGGAUCUACCAGUGGGCUCUUCCGGUCAUUUCUAGCGACUCCGUAGUUGUGAAGAUCCUUUAUCCAAUAUUUUGGGGUUUGAUGACCCUCAGCACUUUUGGUAAUGAUCUAGAGCCCACGAGCCACUGGAUGGAGGUGGUAUUCAGUAUAUGUAUCGUCCUUAGCGGGCUACUUCUGUUCACUCUCUUGAUUGGAAACAUCCAGGUGUUUCUGCAUGCUGUCAUGGCGAAGAAGAAGAAAAUGCAGCUGAGGUGCCGCGACAUGGAAUGGUGGAUGAGGCGGAGGCAGUUACCCUCCCAUCUGAGGCAACGGGUGAGGCAUUACGAGCUCCAGAGGUGGGCGACUAUGGGAGGGGAAGAUGAGAUGGAACUGAUAAAGACGUUGCCCGAGGGGCUGCGGCGGGACAUUAAGCGCUAUCUUUGCUUGGACCUCAUCAGGAAGGUGCCGCUUUUUCACAAUUUAGAUGAUCUUAUUCUGGACAAUAUCUGUGACCGGGUCAAGCCCCUAGUCUUCUCUAAAGAUGAGAAGAUCAUUAGGGAAGGUGACCCCGUGCAGAGGAUUGUGUUUAUCGUGCGCGGACACAUCAAACGCCUCCAAGGCCUGAGCAAAGGAAUGGUAACGACGAGCUUGCUUGAGCCCGGUGGCUUCCUGGGCGACGAACUCCUGUCCUGGUGCCUGCGACGCCCGUUCAUAGACCGCCGUCCAGCCUCAUCCGCGACAUUCAUGUGUAUGGACUCUAUAGAAGCGUUUGGCCUGGAUGCUGACCAUCUCCGGUACAUUACCGACCACUUCCGCUAUAAGUUCUUAAACGAGAGGCUCAAAUGGAGAGCAAGGUACUACUCAUCCAACUGGCGCACCUGGGCUGCAGUGAAGAUUCAGUUCGCUUGGCGCCGCCACAGGAUGAGGACCCGGGGCCCGGCGGCGAGUCCGGUGUCAGAAGAUGGCGGAAGUCGCAACCUCUUGCAGUAUGCUGCGAUGUUCAUGUCGCUGAGGCCACACGACCACCUUGAAUAACUGAGUUUUACUCGGCUUCUUUCAUUCCUAUAAUAAUCGGAUGAAUCCAGGACGUGCUGAGUUCUUGUUAAUCGGAGAGCGUUCUGGGGGGUCCCCAGGGGUGACGGCAAAUAUCGGGAACAAUUUUUUUCAAUGAUUAAAUAAGAUUACCUUCUCUUGAU